Molecule: messenger RNA, 1434 nt
Organism: Ogataea angusta
Lineage: Eukaryota; Fungi; Ascomycota; Pichiomycetes; Pichiales; Pichiaceae
Exons: 1
Coding region: 1-1434 (477 amino acids)
Biological process (GO): ammonium transmembrane transport
Cellular component (GO): plasma membrane
Molecular function (GO): ammonium channel activity
Source: RefSeq, a predicted model, not a curated record
AUGCUUCAACUACUUCCUCGAGCGGUUUGGGAAGACGCCAAUCUGUACGACGGUGCCACUGUGAUCACCCUCAUUACGGGCACCUGUCUCGUGCUUGUCAUGUGCUUCGGUCUGGCCUACCUGUACUCUGGGCUUGCCAGGAGAAAAUCGGCUUUGCACAUGAUAUUUAUCACCUUCGCAGCCAUUUGCAUUGCCCAAUUCCAGUGGUAUUUCUGGGGAUACUCGCUAGCGUUCUCUGCGUCUGCCAGCAACAAAUUCAUUGGCAACUUGCACAACUUCGGAUACCAGAACCUCGGCGUUUUGACCACCCUCGGAGACGACGAGAAAGGGUACCCAGAGAUGGCCUUUGCCAACUUCCAGGGCAUGUUUUCCACCAUCACUAUCUGCAUUCUGCUGGGGUCCGUCUGCGAGCGCGGCCGCGUGCUUCCGGCCAUGGUUUUCUCGUUUUUCUGGCUCACUCUCGUUUACUGUCCCGUGGCGUACUGGGUCUGGGGUCCUGACGGCUGGGCUUUGGACUGGGGGGUGCUGGACUACGCCGGUGGCGGUCCUGUCGAGAUACUGUCCGGAUUCGGCGGUUUUGUGGUCUCCUACUUCCUCGGCGAGAGAAGGCAGCAUUUGAUGGUCAAUUACAGACCGCACAACGUGUCGCUGAUCACCAUCGGCACGGCGAUGCUGUGGUUCGGAUGGCUGGGCUUCAACGGGCUCACGUGCAUCAAGCCUUCGUACAAGUCGAUAUACGCCAUCAUGAACUCCAACUUGUGCGCUGCGUUUGGAGGAAUUACCUGGUGUCUGCUGGAUUUCCGGAUCAACCACCACUUCUCGACGGUGGGGCUGUGUUCUGGUAUCAUAUCCGGUCUCGUGGCUGCAACACCGUCGUCGGGCUGCAUCCCACUGUGGGCGUCGGUGGUUUUGGGGGUGGUCACCGGAGUGGUGUGCAACUACUCGACCAAGCUCAAGGUGUGGCUUAAAGUGGACGACAGUCUCGAUGUGAUGGCCGAGCACGGUGUUGCGGGCGUGCUGGGGCUGAUUGUCGGUAACGCCUUCUUCGCGUCGUCGGAGGUGAUUGGAUACGACGGAUACACCGACCAUCCGGGCGGCUGGUACAACCAGAACUGGAAGCAGAUGUACAAGCAGCUGGCUUACGUGGGGGCCGUGGCUGGGUACUGCGUGGCGGUGACGGCGAUUAUCUGCUUUGUGCUCAACCGCGUUCCUGGGCUCAAGAUGCGCGCGAGCGAGGAGGGCGAGCAGAACGGAAUGGACGAGGACCAGAUCGGCGAGUUUGCUUACGACUACGUCGAGGUCAGACGCAACUUCUUCGACCUCAACCUCAGCAAGCUGACCCCGGUCAACGGCGAGCUCGUGCGCGAGAUGGCCCAGGAGUCGCUCUCCGACCAGCCCGCAGAGAAGAAGAAAGAGGAUAGCAGCAGUUCGUAG